CGGGGCGAGGCUCCGCCAGGGAAGGGAGGGGGAGCCGUGGAAUGGCGGACGGGCGGGCCGGGCCGCCCUGGUGGUAGCGAGCCCGGGAGCCUCGAGAGGACAGCCGCGGACAGGAACAGUGCCUGAAGCAGGUCCACCAUGCCGUUAGUAACGAGGAACAUUGAGCCAAGGCACCUGUGCCGUCAGACGUUGCCUAGCGUUCGGAGCGAGCUGGAAUGCGUGACCAACAUCACCCUGGCAAAUGUCAUUCGACAGCUGGGCAGCCUGAGUAAAUCUGCAGAAGACAUAUUUGGAGAGUUGUUUACUCAAGCCAACACCUUUGCCUCUCGGGUGAGCGUUCUGGUCGAGAGGGUUGACCGCUUGCAAGUCAAAGUCACUCAGCUGGACCCCAAAGAGGAAGAAGUCUCCCUGCAAGGCAUUAACACCAGGAAGGCCUUUAAAAGCUCCACCACUCAGGACCAGAAACUCUUUGACAGAGAUUCCCUCCCUGUGCCUGUCCUCGAAACCUACAGGGCCUGCAAUACUCCUCCACCUCUCAACAUCCUCUCACCGUACAGGGAUGAUGGCAAAGAGGCGCUUAAAUUCUACACGGAUCCUUCAUAUUUCUUCGACCUCUGGAAAGAGAAAAUGCUUCAGGACACCAAGGAUAUCAUGAAGGAGAAGAGGAAACAUAGGAAAGAGAAAAAGGAGAAUCCGAACCGAGGAAAUGUGAAUCCGCGGAAAAUCAAGACCCGGAAAGAAGAGUGGGAGAAGCUGAAAAUGGGACAAGAAUUUGUCGAGUCAAAGGACAAACACGGUCCUGCUGGGUACCCCUCCAACAUGGUGUAUCAGAACGGCAGCAUCGGCUCCAACGAGAGCAUGGAUGGGAACUGCUACCCGCCACCGCCGCAGACUGACUCCAUUGUGCCACCACCUCCUUCAUUCCCAGAUGACAGCCUGCCUCCACCCCCGGUGGAAUUUAGCUAUCCUGUAGACAACCAAAGAGGUUCUGGUUCUGGAGGGACCAAACGGUCCAGCCUGGUCAGCCCGAGCCACCCACCACCAGCUCCUCCGAUCGGAUCCCCCUCGGCAGCCAGGCCGGGCUUUGCUCCCCCUCCGGCUCCUCCUCCACCACCACCACUGAUGGGAAACCCCCCCCCUCCACCACCUGCCAUGGGCUUCCCCUCCCCAGGAACCCCACCACCACCCUCACCUCCUUCUUUCCCCCCUCACCCCGAGUUUGCUGCCCCUCCACCCCCCCCACCCCCUCCGGCAGUCGACUAUUCCAGUGUGCUCCCACCUCCGCUGCCUCAGCCGGGCACUGGGAGUGCACCACCCCCCCCUCCACCCCCACCACCUCCUGGCCCACCUCCACUGGUUUCUGGGGGCCUGGAUGGCCCCCCACCCCCUCCUCCACCCUCCGACACCUCCGCCUCCAAGCCCAAGUCAUCCUUGCCCGCGGUUAGCGAUGCCAGGAGUGAUCUGCUUUCGGCUAUUCGGCAAGGCUUCCAGCUGCGCAAGGUGGAGGAGCAGAGGGAGCAGGAGAAGCGGGACGUUGUAGGGAAUGACGUGGCAACGAUCCUGUCGCGCCGCAUCGCUGUGGAAUACAGCGACUCCGAGGACGACUCCUCCGAGUUCGACGAGGACGAGUGGUCGGAUUAGGCACGGUCCCAUCCCCUUCUCCCCCUCCCUCCUGGGUUCACUUCUUACAGAAUCAGGUGGCCAAACCUUCCACCACAUCCUUGUUCGUCCCGUAACCAAAGAUGUGCCAAGGGUUUUCAGACAACCAGCAGCAUAUCUCCCCUCUCCCUUCCCCCUCCGGCUUUGGCAGGACUUUGUGCUCUGCCUUUCCAAAAGGUCUCCUCACGGACACUGAGGAUGCGGCGUUGGGAUUUAGCUGGAGGGGGUGUAACGGUUGCUUAUUUAAAAGAGAGCUAAACCUCCAGAUUCUCGAUGCCACCAGGCAGAGCACAUAUAAACCCUCCAUCCUGAGGGAUUUUUAAAGUAAAGAUGGAUGAUCCUGUUGCGGCCGCGUGGCCUUUUGGAUGAAGGACAUUUUCAGCUGGUUUUCUCAGUGCAACAGCAGACAGUUGAUCUGAUGGCUCUUCCUUUCCAGUGAAUACUGGUAGUGCUGCAAGAAAAUGGGCUUUAAAUGUCAGUUCUCUGCUGCAUCCCACUGUCAAAUAAUCAGGUUUUUGGCACUAGUGCACAAUUCCUUCCCCUCUGACCCCUGAGUAUUAAUUCCAGACCACCCUGCAUGGGGUGUGCUUCCUGACUCCAGGGCCGUGGAGUGCCUUGGGUGCAAUGUAAGGAGGGACUUGUUUUAUUUUAAAAGCUGCCUUUACCUUCCUCAGAUCUCCUGGACUGCUUUGCCAAGAGGAGACUUGCACAGAGGGAUGUAAAACCAGGGCAGGAUGGUUGCUCAGCUUCCCACUUCUGGGAAAGCAGAGCCACUGCCCCACUGAGACACAUCUGUGGUCGGCUCCGAGCGGGGGCCAGACCCCGCUGGGCUGAUUUCUCCAAUUCAUGCUGAGACUGUGUUUAAAAAUUCCAAAUCCAGUGCCUAGAGCAGGGAGAUGGGGUGGGGAGGGGUUCUCUGAACACCAGGCACUGUGGUGGUCUUUGGCCUGGCCAGAGCAGUUUGAGAGGUGCUUUUUUUAGUGGGAUGACCAUACUUUUAACACAGGGGCUUCAAUGCUGGUAUUACCUUUGCUUCUUCUCCCUUCCACUUAGGGAGGGGAGUUUGUGUGCCUAAAAACAUCAUGUGUGUGGACUGAGUUGCCCGUCAGUUACAUCAGACCUAACCUACCCGAAUUUUGCUACUAUAAUUCAUUAGUUAAUUUUAAGAGAACGUUUCUUCUCCUCACUAACCCUGCGAAUUAAUUCCCAGGCUGCUCACUACAGAUCCAGUACUGGCAGGGGAAAAUGGGGAAUUUGAACUAGCUGACCUCGGUUUUAUUGCUGUUUUAUGUUACCGUACAUAGAAUAUGAGCAUAUCUUAGAAAUCUAACCCAAAUACCCUCGGUGUGUAUUUUAAUUUGGACAUGACUCGGUCAGGGUCAUGCAAAAAGCAAUUCCAAAGCCUUUUGGAGGUUAUGGGUCCAGCUGUUGUGGGGUGUGUGUCCCACUAAGACCAGCUCUCCCACCUUUUUGCCUUUCCUAAAGUAUUUCACCAGCCUGUGCCUGUUCUCUCUUCCCUGGUUCUCCUCUUUUAAUGAUGUUGCUGAUACCUGGAACACCAGGCCCUGCCCGAGGCUUCCAGCGUGCUUGGGGUUUGAUUGAUGGCUUCAGCUUGUGCCAUCGAGUUCUUACUGAUUUCUUGUGUGUGUGCCUGUGCAUUUUAAUCCUGGCCAGAGCAGACAAUGGCCUGGAGAGUGGGAUUCAGGGUGUGGAUCGAGCUGGGAUCCAGUGAGACCCCCCGAGAUUCCCUGGAUCGCUGCACCGUCAGGUUUUGUCUGCAGCUCAGCUGCCAGGCAGGAUGCAGAGGGCGUAGGCAGCGAGGCAUCCCGAUGGGCUGGGAACAUCUGAGCAGCACUAGUUCCAGGUUCUGGAAGAGGGAACAAACCCCUGGAGUGCCAGUGAGCCGUGGUGCAGUGGAGAGGCUUGGAAAUGCAAAGGGAUGAUUGCUGCAAGCUGAGUGGGGGGGUGAGAGGGUCGCUGCCUCUUGUUCUGCUGAUGCUCUUCCUGGGAGCAUCCUCCUCCGGGUUCCUGGGAAAAACAGACCCCUGUGCUCACCCCGGCUGACAGCAGUGUCACACAGGGGAGGAGGAGCUCACAAAUGCCAAACCUGGGUUAAUUUUAAAUUGCCUUAACUAGACUUGGCCCCUGCUGGGGAAGGGGAGCGAGUCCUCCUGUCGCCUGAAAUACAGAACAGUGCCAUAUUCCCUGUGCCCCGGGUGGAUGGUCUGUCGGGCUGGGCCGUGCCUUGGGGUGCCCCCCACACUCUGCCUGUUGCACAAGGAUGUUGCUGUGUGGGCGUCAGGGCUCAGCCCUGGGUGGAGGCGGCUCCUCUGGCCCUCCUGGCAGCGGGAAGGACGCUGCCUUGUCCCUGCAAGCCUGCUGCAACCACCCUCUGCUCCCAAAUCCCAUGCCAGGGUGGGAAUCAAAACUGCAGGGUCAGGGUUGCAGGAACAGGUAGGGAAGGUUGGUUGGUUCGGGGUUUUUUUAAAUCUCCUUUGAUUCCUGCUUUUCUUUUAAAUGUCUGGUUGCCAAGCGGGAUGAGCCUGUGUGGGGAUCCCUGAGAAACAGCUGCUGUAAAGGGACCAUCUCUGAGUAUCGUUGCAAAAUCACAGAGUGCUGGGCCACCAAGUAAGCUCAGUAUUUUUUGAAGCAGUAGGGGAGGAGGAGAGGUGCCAAAAACAACCUUUGCAAGACAGAGCAGCUGUGCUGUAACUGCAGGGCCGAGGGCACUGCCAUCGCUGUCGUCAUGUCGUGCUCACUUACUCCUUCCUCCCCUCUUCCCAGGCGAGGCUGGGGCGAACCUCAGACCAUCUCACAGAGCCCAGAGCCCGUCCUCCCCACGAGGAUCCCCCCCCCUACCCCCGCUUUCCAUUUCAUCCCGCUGGAAGCCGGAGCAGCCAUUUCGCCCAUCCUGGGAGCCGUUUUGCUCCGGGUGUGCAAGUUGGGGCAGGUCACCACCGCCUUCCCUUCCCUGGUUAAACAUUCUCCCGGUGUCCUCGCCCGCAGUGCUUGGCUGCUGCUCCCGGCAGCCUCUCCCCCGCCGCCCCCCUUCCCUCUCGCUGGGAAAGCCUCAUCCCGGCUCCCCGGGCUCAGCCCGGAGCCUCCGCCGCAGUCGGUGACCUUCACUGCUUCUCCUCUCCUUAUCAGACCCAGAGCACCAGACCAGAUCCAGGGAAGGGGCUCCCGGAGCUCCCAGAUGGCUGAGGAAUCGUGCAGAGUGGCGUUUCGGGGAAAGGAUAGAUUGGGGGUUAUGUAGAGAUUUUCUUUUUUUUUUUUUUUUUUUUUUUUUUUUUUUUUUUUUUCAGUCCACGAACUUAUUUAACAUGUUUCUUUUGGAAGUCACUGCCCUGGAGGGGCUCUGGGGGGGAGCUGCCUGGCAGGGCAGAUGCAGCUGCCCCGGGUCAGGUUUCACUGCUGUUGGAUUUCGGGGAGGGGAGGGGGGGUGCUUUCUUCUCUUCCUUUUUAAACAAAGCCUUGAAGUGGGAAGUGGAUCCUAUGUUUUUAUUACUGUAUUAACAUACAUUUUAAUUCAUUUCAGAAACUAACCCAUUUUUCUUCCUGAUUAGAAUGUCAUAGAAUUAGACGAGCUGUAACCCCUCCUGAAGUGCCUUAUUUUCCUACAUGAUAUAAAUAUAUUUAUAAGAGUAAUUAUUCCACUUGUGUCUUAGGGGUUUAUUGCUGAGCAGAAGAUGAGGUGGGAGAGGAGGGAGGGGAAGUGCCCUCCUUGGACCCGGCCGGGCUGGGGGGGGUUGGAAAGGCAACAUUUGACAGAUACUCUCAGGGUGCAGGGGCUUCCUCACUUCAGACCAAAGGAGUUUCAGCAGUGAAACUCUGCUUAGAAAGAAGAAAAAAAGAUUUU
This is a messenger RNA of Chiroxiphia lanceolata (lance-tailed manakin), 5518 nucleotides long. It is a transcript of the gene WASF2, whose product is annotated as WASP family member 2. The record is from RefSeq and is a predicted model, not a curated record. Gene Ontology annotation, cellular component: cytoskeleton. Gene Ontology annotation, biological process: actin cytoskeleton organization; positive regulation of Arp2/3 complex-mediated actin nucleation. Bases 139 to 1641 code for a protein of 500 amino acids. The transcript has 9 exons. Lineage: Eukaryota; Metazoa; Chordata; Aves; Passeriformes; Pipridae. Gene Ontology annotation, molecular function: protein kinase A regulatory subunit binding; actin binding; Arp2/3 complex binding.